Neoarthrinium moseri is the source of this 1035-nucleotide messenger RNA. RefSeq lists its product as uncharacterized. The coding region runs from base 1 to 1035 and encodes 344 amino acids. The transcript is spliced from 2 exons. NCBI's taxonomy places the organism in Eukaryota, Fungi, Ascomycota, Sordariomycetes, Amphisphaeriales, Apiosporaceae. Gene Ontology annotation, biological process: beta-D-galactose catabolic process via UDP-galactose, Leloir pathway; glucose metabolic process. Gene Ontology annotation, molecular function: aldose 1-epimerase activity; carbohydrate binding. The record is from RefSeq and is a predicted model, not a curated record.
AUGGCCAACCCCGAGCCUGAGAUCUCCCUCUUGCCCCUGGGCGCCAUCAUCCAGUCCCUCACCGUCGCCGGCGUAAACAUUGUGCAGGGCUUCCCGACACAGGAGCUGUACAAGUCACACAACGGCCCCUACUUCGGCGAGACCAUUGGCCGCGUUGCGAACCGUACCAAGAAUGCAAAGCUCGACUCGCUCAACGGCGGCAAGUCAUACACUCUAGCCGCCAACAACGGCCCCAACAACUUACACGGCGGUAUCGUCGGCUGGGGCAAGCGUGUCUGGGAGGGGCCUAAAAGAGUUGGCAUCAGAAACAUUCCUGGCGUGGACGGGCUCCAGGGCGGGGAGAGUGUCGAGUUUACAUUGAAGAGUGAGGAUGGCGACGAAGGCUUCCCAGGCGAGGUGUUGGUGAAGGUCGUGUACACCAGCGGGACACAAAAUGUGGAUGGGAAUACGGUCACAGUCUUGGGCAUGGAAUACGAGGCCGAACUCACUGGAGGCGCCGACGAGACGGUCAUUAACAUGACAAAUCACUCGUACUUUAACCUCGCCGGCAAGCCUACCAUUGAAGGCACCAAGGUCCAGCUCUGCACAGCAUCCUACCUUCCCGUCGACGACAGCGGAAUCCCCACUGCAGGCCCAACAACCUUCUCCAAGGUUGCAACGAACAAGCCGUUCACCCUCGGUGCCGUGGACCCCGAUAUUGACGACUGUUUUGUCGUGCCGUCGACCUCGCCUAGCUCUGUACCCGUGGACACUCGUUCUCAGGCCCUGACCAAGCUUGUCUCCGCAAGCCACCCCGACUCCGGCAUUCACCUCGAAGUCCUCAGCACCGAGCCCGCAUUCCAGUUCUACACCGGCAAGUACAUCGACGUGCCCGCCGUCGAGGGAGUUCCGGCCCGUGGCGCCAGGAGCGGGUUCUGCGUCGAGCCGAGUCGAUUCGUCAAUGCGGCCAACGUGGACGAGUGGAAGGGCCAGGUCCUGCUGAAGAAGGGAGAGAAAUAUGGCUCGCGGACUGUCUACCGAAGCUGGAAGCAGUGA